Molecule: messenger RNA, 7070 nt
Organism: Ooceraea biroi (clonal raider ant)
Lineage: Eukaryota; Metazoa; Arthropoda; Insecta; Hymenoptera; Formicidae
Product: fatty acid synthase
Biological process (GO): fatty acid biosynthetic process
Molecular function (GO): 3-oxoacyl-[acyl-carrier-protein] synthase activity; fatty acid synthase activity; oxidoreductase activity
Source: RefSeq, a predicted model, not a curated record
ACCCCGUACGUUUCACUGUCAGCAUCAAUUUUACGUACAAACAUAAUUAUAUUAUGAUGUUCAUGAUUUUCCAAUAUAAUAUCCACGAUUUUCACGAGUUGUGUAGUACUGCACAAAAUACCCACAAAUACGAAUUUCUAUGUUUAAACAAGAUAACGACCACGUUGAACAUGUCCGUUUAGGCUGAAAACAGCUUAAUUAGUGUUUUAUGUAUUAAGAAAUUGUUUCUGAUAAUUUACAAUAAAAUCCAGAGAGGGCCGAAAUCGUGGCUUAUCGGGCCUCCUCCUUUGAAGAAAGUGGGCAGGUAAAGAGACUUGAUACAUCAAGUAAAAAGUGGCUCGACUAACCCCGCCUUACCCUAUCAAUUUUAUGUUCUGUUGUAUUAUAGUAAUUUUAAAUAUAAAAUCUUCCGUGUAUGCAGAAAUAAAUUGAAGUAAAUAAAAUUUAGGGAAUAAUAUAGUUUUUUUUUUUCUAGAAAAUAUAUGAGAAAAACUAUAUCUUGACUUAAUAAUCAGAAACCGUGUCUUUUUAUAAGGUGUUUUAAAAUAUAAAAAAUAAACAAUUUUACAAAUUAUUCAUAAGAAUAAACAGUUUUUUAAUUGAUAUCUUGUUCUAUCUUACAGAUAGGUAUUCUCUACGAAGAUAAAACAAAUCAAGGAAUUAUUUAACAAGAUGAUGUCCAACAAUCAUGACAUUGUCAUUUCGGGCAUUUCAGGCCGUUUCCCCGAAUCAUCAAAUAUAGAAGAAUUUAAAGAAAACUUGAUGAACGGGAUAGAUAUGGUUACUGACGAACAACGGUGGUCAGCGCGCCUCUACGGACUACCGAAUAGAUCUGGAGAGAUCAAAGAUCUCAGCAGCUUCGAUGCAUCCUUCUUCGAUAUGCCCGCGAAGCAAGCAAAUGUAAUGGACCCUCAAGGACGACUAAUGUUAGAAGUAACAUAUGAGGCUUUAAUUGACGCUGGUGUCAAUCCUUCUACCGUGAGAGGGUCGCGAGUAGGCGUUUUUAUUGGAAUAUCUACGUCAGAAGCCGAAGAUUACUGGAUGCAAGUUGGAUUAAGUAAUUUAAAUGGAUAUGGAUUGCUCGGAAAUUACAGAGCGUUAUUCGCAAACAGAAUAUCCUUUGCAUUUGACUUUACUGGUCCUAGCUAUGCAAUAGACACAGCCUGUUCUUCAAGCAUGUCCGCCGUGCACGUAGCAAUUACGGCAAUACGUGCUGGUGAGUGCGAUGCAGCGAUCGUCGGUGGAUUAAAUCUCACUCUAAGACCAGAAUAUUCUGUUAAUGUAAAUAAACUCGGCGCGCUAGCCCAAGAUGGUAAGUGCAAGGCAUUUGACAUAACAGCUGACGGUUACGUUAGAGCCGAAGCGACAGUUGCUAUUUAUCUACAAAAAUCAAAGGAUGCACGCAGAAUGUACGCAACGGUGAUUCAUACGAAAACCAACACCGAUGGCUACAAGCCUCAGGGAAUCUCGUACCCCAACAGUGAAAUGCAAAAUCAACUGCUGCGCGAGACGUACGUUCAGGCGGGAAUUAAUCCCGCUGAUGUAGUUUAUCUAGAAGCCCAUGGCACUGGUACCUCAGUGGGUGAUCCGCAAGAAGUAAAUUCUAUCGACAAACUGUUCUGUAAGAAUCGGACGACACCCCUGUUGAUCGGCUCGGUGAAAUCCAAUAUAGGACAUACAGAAGCGGCCAGCGGAUUGUGCUCGAUCGCUAAAGUAUUAAUAGCGAUGGAGACGGGCGUAAUUCCGGCAAAUUUGCACUUCUCUAUUCCAAAUUCAAAAAUAGCUGCGUUGAGCGAGGGUCGACUUCGAGUGAUCGACAAAAACACGCGGUGGAACGGCGGUCUCGUAGCCAUCAAUUCGUUCGGUUUCGGCGGAGCAAACGCCCAUAUAAUUCUACGCAGCAAUCCGAAAGAAAAAUUGUUAUCGACGUUGGACAUGGUCGACACCCUGCCGAAGUUGAUUACCGUGUCAGGCUGCACGGAGGAGGCCGUACACGUGCUGCUGAAUAAAGCGAGCGAACAUCGAAAGGAUACGGAAUUUAUCUCGUUACUGCAUACCAUACACAACAGCAGCAUAUCGGGACACAGAUAUCGCGGUUACGAGGUCCUCAGUCAUGAUAAAACGCGUCAAGUAUCGCAACAGACGAAAUAUGACGAGGAGCGUCCAAUCUGGUUCGUGUUUUCCGGAAUGGGCACGCAGUGGGCAGGCAUGGGGCGCGACAUCAUGAAUAUCGACAUAUGCAAACGCAGUUUGCAACAAUGCGCGGAUAUAUUAAUGCCCCAUGGCGUUGACCUCAUCAACACGAUUACUAUCAGCGUGAACGAAACGUAUGAAGAUGUGGUAAAUUCUUUCGUGUCUAUUGUGGCCAUCCAAAUUGCCCUCGUUGAUAUACUGUCAUUAAUAGGCGUACAUGCCAACGGAAUAAUUGGACAUUCCAUCGGAGAAUUGGGUUGUGCCUACGCCGACGGUGCACUUACAAUGGAACAGACCAUCUUGACCGCUUACUACAGGGGUAAAGCGAUCAUAGACUCUGAGCUGGAACCGGGUGCCAUGGCGGCGAUCGGUUUGAGCUGCGCAGAAGCUGAGAAAAUAUGCCCGCCCGAUAUUUACGUAGCUUGUCGCAAUUCCGUGGAUUCGGUUACCGUCUCCGGGCCACCAGGGUCCUUGCGCGCAUUCAUAGAAAAUCUGAAGAGCAAAGAUAUCUUCGCUAAAAUGGUAGACAGUUCCGGUAUUGCUUUUCACAGCAAAUAUAUGAGACCGAUAGAGUCGAAACUGCGCGCGUUCCUGGAACACAUAAUACCGAACCCAAUAGCCAGAUCGUCCAAAUGGAUUUCUACCUCUGUGCCUGAGGCCUCAUGGGAUAGUCCGUCCGCGCGACUUAGUUCUACUGAAUAUUACGUAAAUAAUGUACUCUCUCCAGUGCUUUUCCAGGAGGCGAUUGCGCACAUCCCAGAAAACGCGAUAACAAUCGAGAUUGCUCCACAUAGCUUGCUGCAGGCGAUUCUACGCAGAUCGUUGCCAGUAACGGUAACUAAUAUCGGUCUCCAGAAGCGAAACGAGCCAAACAACAUGGUUUAUUUGCUAUCAAGUGUCGGCAAACUGUAUAUGGCUGGCGCACAGUCCAAUAUUUCUAAAUUAUAUUCACCAGUAAGCUUUCCCGUCAGUCGCGGAACACCGAUGAUUGGAUCCUUCGUAAAGUGGGAUCACUCUGUUAAAUGGGAUGUGCCAGUAUACGGAAAGAAACAUUUGUCAGCACACGUUGUCGAAAUUGAUCUUUCAAAGGACACGAACACGUAUCUACUCGGACAUAAAAUCAACGGGAAAGUCAUUUUUCCGGGCGCCGGAUACAUUACGAUGGUCUGGAAGACUUUUGCAAACAUAAAAAAUGUCGAUUUUGAGCAACUUUCGGUAGUACUCGAGAAUGUAUGGUUCGACCGCGCCACCAUUAUGCAAACGGGAAGAAAGAUAAAAUUUUUAAUAAACAUUAAGGAAACGGGUGUGUUCAAAAUUUACGAAUCUGAUAUGGUCGUUGCCAGCGGGAGUAUUCGCGAGUCCGAUGCUUCUGAAAAAGAUCAGUUGAGGAUGUCGUUAACAGUAUCGUCUGAUAGCAAAAAUCUCUUACCGCUAGACACGAAGGAUGUAUACAAAGAGCUCGGUCUACGCGGAUACGAGUAUAGCGGUAUUUUUCAAGGAAUAAAAUCAUCCAACAAUCAUGCCACUGUCGGCGAACUUCACUGGUUCAACCACUGGACCUCCUUUAUAGAUACCAUAUUUCAGUUUCGCACGUUGAGUAACAAUCGAAAAUUAGUAUACGGAUCACACAUGGAACGUUUUACAAUCGAUCCUAUCCAUCACGGACAAUUAAUUUCACGAUUAGUCAAAGACGACGACGGUUUACCGAUAUAUUUCUACAAGAACAUCGACAUCUUCAAAUCAGGUGGCAUUGAAGUCAGAGGAUUUCGAUUUACCGCGCCUCAACGAUUACAGAUUCAACCGAAUCUCAGACACGAACAUUACGGUUUUGUGCCUUAUGAAAAUCCAUGUGAUCUAGCAGAAGAUCCAAUUAAAGGGACGACGCAUGCACUCACGAUCCUGUUGCAAAUUAUAUAUGAAAAUAUAACGACACUUAAAAUAAAAGCCAUCGAAGUUACUGGUGAACGAACUGAAGAAACUCGUCUGGCGCCACUCAUACUCAACAUUCUUCGUAGUGAACCCUCAUUUACCAUCGAUUUAGAAGUGAUUGCUGCUUUCUCUGAUAAUAUUGUGACACGAGACGUGAAUAGCAUACACCUUGUUAUAGCGGCGGAUAUCUUAUCGAAGCAAUCUUACGACGUUCUCCAAAAUCUGACGAAUUCCUUAAAACCUGCUGGUUUUAUUCUUCUGGAGGAAAGUGUCGCACACAUACGCCUGUUUAAUAUGAAGACCGCACUGAAGAAGGCAAAUUUACUACUGGUUGCAAGCCAAACUAAUUCCAUAGGAAAAAUUUAUUUGUUGCUGAGGAAGCAAAAAGACAGGGAAGAACAGACAGUAAUACGUAUCACAGAGAAAAAUUUCAUGUGGCUGGAAGAUGUAAAAGCAGCACUUAAACAGUCCGAUGAAAACAGCCAAGAAGUGCUGCUUGUAUCGCAGGAAGAAGAAUUAUUGGGUCUGAUCGGAUUUGUGAAUUGCAUUCGGUUCGAAACCGGCGGUGCGAAUGUGCGUUAUGUUUUUAUACAAGACAAAAAUGCGCCAGAAUUUCAUGUAUCCACGGAAUUCUACGAGGAUCAACUGAACAAGGGAUUAACGGCCAACGUGCUGAAAGGAGGACAUUGGGGCAGUUAUCGGCACUUGCCUUUGGAUGAACAGAGCAACGUACUGACGGAACAUGCCUAUCUAAACGUAUUAACAAAGGGUAAUCUUAAUAGCUUGACGUGGAUUCAAAGUCCAUUGAAGGAACAAUGGUCCACCAUCUCUUUGAACACGAUGCGAUGCAACGUAUACUACGCAUCUAUAAGUGUCAGGGACGUUAUGCUGGCGAGCGGUAAAUUAGCAUUAGACGCCUCACCAGGAAAAGCGACAAUGGAAGAUCCUGUAUUAGGACUUGAAUUUUCCGGGAGAGACAUGGACGGUCGUCGCGUGAUGGGCAUCGUAAAGGCCGGUGGAUUGGCGACGACCGUAUUGGCAGAUUCCGAGUUUCUCUGGCAAGUGCCUGACAAAUGGACAUUACAGGAGGCAGCGACAAUACCAGUCGCCUACGCGAUCAGCUACUAUGCUCUCUUUAUACGCGGUCAAUUGAAGGCUGGCGAAAGAGUACUGAUACACGCCAGUGUGGACGGCAUUGGACAGGCAGCACUCUCUCUCGCUUUACACAUCGGCUGCACGGUCUUUGUUAUCGUUCGUACCUCAGACGAGAGAGAGCACGUGAAGAAAAUCUUUCCCGAAUUAGCCGAUCGAAAUAUUGGUAUUUCUCGAGAUUUAAGUUUCGAGCAACGAAUUUUCAUGGAAACGCAGGAGCGCGGAGUCGACGUGAUGUUGGCGGAAGAAGGCCUGCAAGUUAAUGUACGGUGUCUCGCAGUGAACGGUCGUUUGGUCGGAAUCGGUAAUCAUAACUCGUCGAACUUUAGUACUCCCGAGUACUCCCUGAAGAAUAUGACCUUUCACAAUAUAAUGAUGGAAGCACUAUUCGAAGAGAAUGAGAAAGUAACGAAGCUCAUUUCGGAAGGAAUUAAAAGUGGAGCAGUUCGUCCAUUAUCAUCGAUCGUGUUCUCGGAGCAGCGGUUCAAGGAAGGGUUCAAAUCCUUCUCGACGGACAAAUAUGCAGGCAAAAUAUUACUGAAACUUCGAGAUGAAGAAUCGAAUAAACGUGUGCCGUCCACGCGAAAAUUAGUCCCCGCUGUACCGCGUACAAAUAUGAAUCCGAAAAAAUCAUACAUAGUAGUUGGUGGUCUCGGAGGAUUCGGCCUUGAACUGACCGACUGGUUGAUUGGCCGCGGUGCCAAAUCGAUCGUUUUGCUGUCACUUUUAAAUGUACACACGGGUUAUCAGGCACUGUGUUUACGACGUUGGGCCGAGAAGGGCAUUAACAUUGUGAUAUCCACGGCGGAUAUUACCACUCCAGCGGGUGCUGAACGAUUAAUUAAAGAGAGCAAUCAGUUAGCACCAGUAGGCGGUAUAUUCAACCUCGCGGGUGUAUUGCGCGAUGGCUUCAUUGAGAACUUGAAGGAGACCGAUUUUCGAACGGUGAUGUUGCCAAAAGUCAACGGUACGAAGAAUUUGGAUGCGACAUCAAGGAAGUCUUGUCCAUCGCUUGAUUAUUUCGUCAUAUUUUCAAGCAUAGCCAGUGGUCGUGGCAAUAUCGCUCAAAGCAAUUACGGUCUUGCCAAUUCUGCAAUGGAAAGGAUAAUAGAACGGAGACGGGCUACUGGUUUCCCGGGUCUCGCUAUACAGUGGGCUCCAAUUGGGGACACUGGCAUGUACAUAAAUACCGUAGGAGAUAAUGACACUGUCAGGAAUGGUAUUAUACCGCAACGUAUGUCGAGUUGUCUCACGACCAUAGACAUUUUCCUUCAACAACCGCAGCACCAAGUGCUAUGUUCUACCGCGUUAGCCGAAAAACGCAAACAUACGGACGACAGGAAAGACGAUUUCGUUGAGAAGAUGAUUACCAACAUUCUCGGCGUUAAAGAUAUUAAUUCGAUAAAUCCUGAUGACAGCUUUAUCAGUUUAGGCAUGGACUCGCUGGGUUACGUGGAGAUUAAGUACACUCUCGAGAGCAAAUACGGUAUUUUCUUGUCGAUUGAAGACAUUUUUUCCUUGACACUUGCGAAGCUGAAAGAUUUAUGUUUGUCGAAUGUGAAAAAUGGUUAGAAUAGGCUAAGCCAAUCAAAAUUUAUUGUACAAAAUUCAGACCUAUGUAGCUUUCACUAUAUCAUAAUACAAUAUAAAUACGAAUAUAUAAUAUUUAUAUAAAUAUAUUUCUUAUAAUAUAAAUAUAAGGGUAGCACAAAAAUUCAAUAGGUAUCGAUCAUGACGAGCAAUAAUAACAAUUGCGCAAGCCGCAAACGUAACCAAUAAAAAGGCAUACAAAUGUA